Messenger RNA from Paramecium pentaurelia, 333 nucleotides. The record is from the annotation of a GenBank genome assembly. NCBI's taxonomy places the organism in Eukaryota, Ciliophora, Oligohymenophorea, Peniculida, Parameciidae.
AUGAAUUCUUAAGAAUCCAACAUGCCCAAGAACCAAAUAUAGAGUGCACUAAAUCAUGAGCAUAUUCAAAGAUUUUAGUCCGACGAAUCUAAUUAAAAGUCAGAUUUUCUUCUUCUAAGUUUGGAUAGGAGCUUCUUUAAUCUCACUCUCCUAUAUAAAUCUUUAAUCAAAGUAAAUAUUGAAAAGGAGAAAAGUCAAGAUAGACCCUUAGUGGAUUCCAUUCUACAAGAUUGUUUUUCUUAAAUUAGGAUAGGAGCUUCUUAACCAGAGAGCUUAUAUGCAAAGAGACACCAUAUUCGUAUACAAAGCCAAUAAGAAAAGAAUUUAUCUUGA